This is a messenger RNA of Prunus mume (Japanese apricot), 4321 nucleotides long. Lineage: Eukaryota; Viridiplantae; Streptophyta; Magnoliopsida; Rosales; Rosaceae. The record is from RefSeq and is a predicted model, not a curated record.
CUCUCUCUCUCUCUCUCUUUAUAGCAUUUCUAGCUGAGAAAAAGAAAAAGAAAGGAAACGAAGAGAGAGAGCCAUGGUUUCAACGAGGCGAAGUGGAUCUCUCUCUGGAAAUAACAGCAAACGAUCGUCGUCUUCCGAGGACAAGCCUCCGUCACCAAAACGACAUAAGGUCGAAAAUGGCGGUGCUUCAGAGAAAGUGACGCCGGAGGUGGAUAAUUCGAAGGAGCUCUGUACGCCUCCUCCGGCGGCAGCCGAUCCCGGAGAAUGUGGUCUCGGCGAUGUUCCGGCCGCCGGAGACGGCGUAACUUCUGGGAAGACCGACGCUGCUACGCAAGCUGUCUCGGUCACGCCGCCGAUCGCUGAAGGGUCUACGCCUGUGGUGGAAAAGCCGAGGAGCGCAUUUUCGUCUUGGAGUUUUUAUCAGAAGCAGAGUCCUAGUUUCGAGACAUCGACACCUUGGUGCAAGCUUUUGUCACAGUCUGGACAGAACAUGAAUAUUAAUAUUUGCACAAUGAAUUUCACAAUUGGUGCAAACAGACAGUGCAAUUUUUCUUUGAAGGACCAGACCAUUAGUGGGUUCCUGUGCAAGAUCAAGCGCGUGCAGCAUGAGGGUGGAGCUGUAGCCGUUCUAGAAAGUACGGGAAGCAAGGGAUCAGUGCAGGUAAACGGGACAAAUGUCAAGAAAGGCAACAACUGUGUGCUUAACCCGGGUGAUGAAGUGGUCUUUGGUUCUCUGGGCAACCAUGCUUAUAUUUUUCAACUACUUCUGACUGAGGCUGCAGUUAAGAGUUCAGAGGUUCAAAGUGGUAUUGGAAAAUUUCUGCACAUGGAAAGGAGGGCAGGAGAUCCUUCAGCUGUGGCUGGGGCUUCCAUACUGGCUUCUCUUAGUUUGAGGUCGGAACUAUCACGAUGGAAGCCUGCAGCUCAGACCACCAGUAAAGUUCACCCAGGUGCUGAUGUACCAGCUCAGUCUGUUGUUCAAGAUGGUAACGAAGUUGAGCUCGAUGGCCUGGAAAGCAGCUCGACUCCAAACAGAGUGGCUGACAAAGCUGAAGAUAUUGGAGCAAUAGACAAGAAUCUUACUCUGGACUCCAACCACGAUUCUGGCAUAGAGGCAGGCAAUGUAAAACUCUCUGGGAUGAAUGAUUUGCUAAGGCCUUUAUUGAGGAUGUUAGCUCGAUCACCUAGUUGUAAACUAAAAUUGAGCAAAGGUAUCUGUAAACAGGUAUUGGAAGAAAGAAACGAGUGGACGAGGGAUUCGCAGUCGGCAUCAACGUCAGGCAUGUCUCUUCGGUGUGCUGUAUUUAAAGACGGCAUUCAUGCAGGCAUUCUCGAUGGAAAAGGCAUAGAUGUUUCCUUUGAUAACUUCCCAUACUAUUUGAGUGAGAAUACGAAGAAUGUGCUGAUUGCAGCUUCAUUUAUACAUUUGAAACAUAAGGAACAUGUGAAGUAUACCUCAGAGCUUACUACUGUGAACCCUCGCAUUUUGCUCUCUGGUCCUGCAGGGUCUGAGAUAUAUCAGGAAAUGCUGGCAAAGGCCCUUGCACAAUAUUUUGGGUCUAAGUUGCUCAUAUUUGAUAGCCACUCAUUUUUGGGUGGUUUAUCAUCAAAGGAAGCGGAGCUGCUGAAGGAUGGAUUUAAUGCAGAAAAGCUCUGCAGCUUGACCAAACAAAGCCCCACGCCCACAGAUGCGGCUAAAAACACUGAUGCAUCAGCUUCUGAAACAGAAGCACCGAGCUCUUCAAAUGCACCUUCGAAUGGCCUGGAAUCCGAACCAAAGAUGGAGAUUGACACCAUCCCCUCUUCCUCAGGGACAUCGAAGAAUUUCUUGUUUAAAAGAGGUGACAGAGUAAAAUUUAUUGGGUCAUCUUCCGGUGCCUUGUAUUCCGCAGCAUCUUCUUCACGGGGCCCGGCAAGCGGAACCCGGGGAGAGGUCGUACUGCUUUUUGAGGACAAUCCUCUGUCAAAAGUUGGCAUAAGGUUUGAUAAACCAAUACCUGAUGGUGUUGAUCUUGGGGGUAUAUGCAAAGGAAAUGGAUUUUUCUGCAAUGUCUCUGAUCUUCGACUGGAAAACACUGGUGCGGAAGAUUUGGACAAGUUACUUAUCAACACAUUGUUUGAGGCUGUACUUAGUGAGAGCAGGAGUUCUCCUUUCAUUUUGUUCAUGAAAGAUGCUGAGAAGUCCCUUGUAGGCAAUUCAGAUUCAUUUUCCACAUUCAGAGCCAGACUUGAUAAGCUUCCAGAUAAUGUGGUUGUCAUUGGUUCUCAUACUCAUACUGACAAUCGUAAGGAGAAGUCACACCCUGGUGGUCUGCUUUUCACAAAGUUUGGUAGCAAUCAAACUGCUCUUCUUGAUUUGGCUUUCCCGGAUAGUUUUGGAAGACUACAUGAGAGAGGGCAAGAGGAUCCCAAGGCAACAAAACUUCUGACCAAACUCUUUCCUAACAAAGUAACCAUUCAUAUGCCGCAGGAUGAAGCACUUCUUGUCUCAUGGAAGCAACAACUGGAUCGAGAUUCUGAAACCCUUAAAAUGAAGGGAAACCUGAAUUUCUUGCGCACUGUUCUCGGUCGAUGUGGAAUUGAAUGUGAAGGACUUGAGACUUUAUGCAUCAAGGAUCAAACACUUACAAAUGAAAGUUCAGAGAAGGUAGUUGGAUGGGCUUUAAGCCAUCAUUUAAUGCAGAAUCCUGAAGCUGAUCCACAAGAAAAAGUUGUUUUGUCCGUUGUAAUGCCAUGUUGCAAUUCUGGCAGCAUCCAGUACGGACUUGAAAUUUUACAGGCUAUCCAGAAUGAAACGAAGAGCUUGAAGAAGUCACUUAAGGAUGUUGUAACUGAAAAUGAAUUUGAGAAAAGGCUUUUGGCUGAUGUUAUUCCUCCUAGUGACAUUGGAGUUACGUUUGAUGAUAUUGGAGCCCUUGAGAAUGUGAAGGAUACAUUGAAGGAAUUGGUGAUGCUUCCAUUACAAAGGCCGGAGCUUUUCUGCAAGGGGCAAUUAACCAAGCCUUGCAAAGGCAUCCUGUUAUUUGGCCCCCCUGGAACAGGCAAGACAAUGCUUGCGAAGGCUGUGGCUACAGAAGCUGGUGCAAACUUCAUCAACAUAUCCAUGUCAAGUAUCACAUCUAAGUGGUUUGGUGAGGGUGAGAAGUAUGUGAAAGCUGUUUUCUCGCUAGCUAGUAAAAUUGCCCCUAGUGUUGUAUUUGUUGAUGAAGUUGACAGCAUGUUGGGACGGCGGGAAAAUCCAGGGGAGCAUGAGGCAAUGCGUAAGAUGAAAAAUGAAUUUAUGGUAAAUUGGGAUGGUUUACGAACAAAAGAAGCAGAACGAGUUCUAGUACUGGCAGCGACAAAUAGGCCUUUUGACCUUGAUGAGGCCGUCAUUCGAAGGUUGCCGCGCAGGUUGAUGGUAAAUUUGCCAGAUGCUCCAAAUAGAGCAAAGAUAUUAAAAGUCAUACUAGCAAAAGAGGACUUAUCUCCCAGUAUUGACUUCGAUGCAAUUGCGAGCAUGACAGAUGGAUAUUCUGGAAGUGACCUUAAGAAUCUUUGUGUAACUGCUGCACAUCGUCCAAUCAAAGAGAUUUUGGAGAAGGAAAAAAAGGAGCAUGCUGUAGCUGUGGCAGAAGGUAAACCUGCCCCAGCUUUGAGUGGCAGUGCUGAUAUACGGUCUUUGAACAUGGAUGACUUCAAAGAUGCUCAUGAGCGGGUAUGUGCUAGUGUUUCAUCGGAGUCCGUCAACAUGACUGAGCUUUUACAAUGGAAUGAACUAUACGGCGAAGGGGGUUCUAGAAGAAAGAAGGCCCUUAGCUACUUCAUGUGAAGGCAUCCUUUGUACAAAAGGGGUUUUUUUUAAAUCAUUUUUUUUCUUCGAAAUUUUCGCUCCUACAAUCAUCUACAGUUCUCCUAGAGCCCGAAGUAAUUUUGCCCACUCUUAGUUUAGGCUUUCUGGAGAAUCAUUUUGUCUGUAAAAUGAAAUUCAGUUUAUCAAAGCUGUUUUUUUCCCUUAUCCUUUAGUUUGAUGGUGGCGGAUACAGGGGAAGUGAAGCCUUCUAAAAGGAGAAGUGGCUUGGCUUCCACUGCUUGCGUUUUGUUUCCCAUCAUCCCUUUUGUCUGCACAAAGAACGGUGCCUGUUAAAUCAAAAAUUACUGUGGUGAUCAUAGAGUGAAAAACAAAAGCCAAAGACGGAAUGGCCAUAUGUGCAUAUAGUCAUUGUUUUAUUGCGCUCGUCGGAAUUGAACAAUAAGUCAUUUUUCAGUAACCAUUCACUAUGAAGUGAUUUUUUUGAAGUAUCAAAUGUAUAAUAGAUGCUGGCUCAGCAGAUUUUCUGGU